Messenger RNA from Tetranychus urticae (two-spotted spider mite), 1556 nucleotides. RefSeq lists its product as uncharacterized. Lineage: Eukaryota; Metazoa; Arthropoda; Arachnida; Trombidiformes; Tetranychidae. Gene Ontology annotation, molecular function: oxidoreductase activity. The record is from RefSeq and is a predicted model, not a curated record.
UAAAACAAAAGAAGGUAAGAGUUACCCUUCAUUUUCUUUAUUUUGUUUGAUUGAUGCAGUUUGUUUCAAGUGUAUAAAUUGUUUAAAUUAAUUAUGAAAUAUCUAAUUGAAAAUUUAUUUUUUAUUAUUGUGACCUUAGUGAGUUUAAUCUAUUAUGUUAAUGCACAGCAAUGCUCUAAUAUAGUGACCAGGGAAAAUAUCCUCUCAAUCUCGCCGGAAAAAUGGAAGACCUAUGUAUCAGCUUUUCGUACAAUGGCACUCAAUGGUGAUCUUGACCAAUUAGCUAAAAUUCAUAAUGAUCAUUUUGCUGUCAUCCACGAUUCGCCUCAAUUUUUACUUUGGCAUCGCUAUUUCCUACAUGACUUUGAGACUCGACUUCGCCAAAUUGAUCCAUCUUUAGCUUUACCUUACUGGGAUGGUGCUGCUGAAUUUACUGCUCCACAUACAAGUAGAGUAUUUUCUGAAUCAUAUUUUGGUGGCAAUGGAAACCCAAACAAUAAUUACUGCGUCUCUUCUGGUAUUCAAGCAAAUCUUUCAAUAGGCUAUCCUGAGACUCGUUGUUUACGUCGCAAUUUUCAAGGGCCGAAUGCCAAUUCCAUAGCGCCUUGGCAAUCCCCUGCUUUUAUAACAUCAAUAAUUCAAACUUCAUCAAGCUAUGAUACCUUCAGACAAAAUUUAGAGCACUCCCUUCAUAACUCAAUGCAUUUUGGUAUUGGAGGAAAUGUUGGUGAUAUGAUUUCAUCCUGGUCACCUGUUGAUUUAUUGUUCUACCCUCAUCAUGCUAAUAUCGAUCGAAUCUGGUCUAAAUGGCAAAACUCUGAACCUCAGAAUAUGAAUCUACUUGAUGGCUUACAACGAAGACCUGACGGAUCUUUCAUUCAAAUGAACCGAAAUAGACCCUUAGCUUACUACGGAAUCCGAACUGGACAAAUAUUGGACACUAGAAAACCUCCCCUUUGUUACACUUACGAUGAUAUUGUGUCAUCCUCUGCACGUCAACAAAACAUGUUUGAAGAACAGCUGAGAGCCAAAUUGUCUCCACUUCUAUUGGAACAAUAUUUCCCCAAACUAUUGUCAAGCGAUAAAUCUGCUCCUCUUGACUUUUCUAACGAAAGAUCUCUGAGCCAAUCAAUCGAUCGACCGUUGCCCUAUCCAAUAUCACUAUCACCUUCAAUGGCAAAAAGAAUGGGCUUUAAUUUAGCUAGCGUAAUGGAUGUCCAACUACGAGCUCACAAAUUCGUUCACGACAUGAAUCAACAGUUUAUACAAAGGACUGAAUCAGCUGCCCGUUCUGUAGAGUCUGAGUCAGUCGCCGAUAAUGAAGAGGUUGAAGAAGAAUCUCAAGAAGAUUGAUAAAUCCCACAUUUGACAAUCAGCAUCAGAUUAUAUUUUGUAUUAUUUUUCAUCCCUUUUACAUAUACAUCAUCAGUUGACUCUUAAUUUUAUUUCAUUAUAAGCAUGAUAGAUUCAAAUGAAAUUCAUUGAGAUGUGACAAAUACUUUAUUGAUACUCUAAAGAUAAAUGACAAAUAAAUUAUAAAUAUUAUAAAAUGACAA